AUGCGGAAGAUACAAUGUGCAGUCGGGGAUUCGUGGUCGCGGAAUUUUCCGAUGGGAUUCAGGUUAUACCAAAAAUAUGGCUUCAAAGUGGAGAUGUAUGUAAAUAUCCGUCACAUUAUAAAAUGGAUAAAAGAAUUAAAAAAGCAAUAUAAAACGGAUAAAAGAAUUAAAAAAGCAAUAGAAAAGGAGGAAGUACCGAAUGUUGAUUGGACUUCGCAUAAAAUUAUACGGACAUUUGGCGAAUAUUCGUCUGUACAAAAAGUUAAGGAGAAAGCGGAAAGGGCCAUUUAUACAUCAGACAUGGCAACUGAAAAGGAGAUAAAAGAAAAUAGGAAGCACAGAGCAAAGAAAAUAAUAUUUUCAUCAGAUGAUGAAGAAGAGCAUUGCAGAAAUAUUAUUGUUCCAUCUCCUCCGCUUCCUCCUGCAAAAGUUGCGAAGAAUCAAGGACACAGAUAUGACGUUCAUGACAGCGCAAGCACAUCUGUUGCAUGUUCAAAGGAGAUAAUUUCUCGGAAUAUAAGAAAAAAUUAUGAUCGAGAAUCGCCGAAAAUAUAUGAGGACUCUCGCUCAUUGUCACAAGCUGCGGAUAACUGUUCGUCACAUGGAAGAGAGGAAGAAGUUCACAACAACUUUAAAGAGCGUUCAAAUUUGGAAGAUACAAAUCGAUCGAGGAUACAUGCCGAUAUAUCCCAAGAAGGUGACUCAUUUCAUGACAGGCAGAAUAUUGGAGAGAGGGAGAUUAUUUUUUCUAAUGAUAAUGUCAAUCAUCAGUCAUCACAAGCAACGAUCGUGGACCAUGUAAAAAAACUGAGCAGAGAAAUGAUGAUAAUAAAAUAUGAUGUCAAACAUGCAUUGGCCCUCUUGGAUAUUUUAGUAAAAAGAAAUGAAAGAGAGAAAAAAGCGCAGAACCCGAGAUAUUCUUUUGAACAAGUGGAAAAAUUAUUCCCUUUGGAGACACAAUCCCAAAUAGCGGACGUUGAAAAAAUUUUAAAAGGAAACUCCCAAAGCGCUGAAGCAAUACGCGCAUAUGUGAGAUCCAUAGGUGGGAUCAACGUUGAUGAUGCCGUGAAGAGGGCUCUAUACAAAAUAUUCUCAAACAGUUUAGCGGAAAGAUAUAAUUGGGAAGGCCGACGUGGAAAAGAGCCAUUGCACAACUUAGAAAUUAUGAAAGUAAUUUUCAGAUCUGUUCUUCAGAAUGUGGUUGAUUCUGAUCAAGAAAGAAUUCAGCGAAGAAUAAUGGAAUGGUUCCGGCAUUCAAAGGCAAGACAUCACAACGAGGAGAAACGUUGCACAACUUCAUAUGGAGAGACCAACAUAGAUACCGUAACAUAAGUAUAAAAAUUGUUGCUUAUCAAAUAUGGAAGCAGUUCUUCAGGUAUGAAAUGUUAAAUUAAUACGGUGUCAAAAGGUAUGGUAACAAGGUAUCCUAUAUAUUUUGCUAUUUUCGUUAAAUUUAUGUUUUUAGAUAAAAUAUCUAAUAGUUUGUAAGUAUAUAAGUUAGUAAUUUCUAACAAGUAAAUAGUUGCUAUAGUAGUUUAUAACAAAAUAUGUAGCCAUAAGAACAACUUAUUCAAUUUCAUUUUCAGCAUUAUUUUUUAUAUAAAAGCCAAUGAUGAAAUAAAGCAUUUGAAAGUUUUUUAUUUUUAUGUAUAUCGCACAUUAAUGUGCAUUUCUGAGACUUCCUUACACAAAAAAGUUUUUUUUCACAUAUUUUACAAUUUUUAUGUAGUCAUAGAUAUAAGAACAACUUAUUCCACUUUAUUUUCAGCAUUCUUUAUUCAAAAGCCAAUGAUGAAAUGAGACACAUUUCAAAUUUUGCGAUUUUUACGCAUAUCGCACAUUAAUGUGCAUUUCUGAGGCUUCGUUAUACCAAAAAAAUAUUUUUUUCACAUAUUUUACAAUUUUUAUAUAGUCAUAUAUGUAAGAACAACUUAUUCCACUUUAUUUUCAGAAUUCUUUAUCUAAUAGCCAUAUAUUUACUACCAUCUAUAUUUUUUUAUCUGUUUGAUUCAUAAUCUCCCGAUUUAUGUUUCAGGUAUAUUGCUGAAUAAGUUUUUUUUUAUUAUACGGCGAAUAUUUUUGUAUCUUGUAUUAUAUUAUUAUUUUGAAAUAUAUAUUGAUAUGUAUUAAUGUAUGGCAUCCUUUCUCAUCAAAAAUAAAUAAAAACCAUUUUUGUUAUACAUAUCCGUGCUGUUUUCAUUUAUUAGAAUGAAUUAAAAUUACGAGCUCCGAAAAUUCAUCCAACCUCUAGAAAUUGCCCAUAACGAUCCAGAAAACAUCCAUAAC
Molecule: messenger RNA, 2286 nt
Organism: Odontomachus brunneus
Lineage: Eukaryota; Metazoa; Arthropoda; Insecta; Hymenoptera; Formicidae
Exons: 9
Coding region: 1-1332 (443 amino acids)
Source: RefSeq, a predicted model, not a curated record